Molecule: messenger RNA, 1688 nt
Organism: Esox lucius (northern pike)
Lineage: Eukaryota; Metazoa; Chordata; Actinopteri; Esociformes; Esocidae
Gene: sfxn5b
Product: sideroflexin 5b
Exons: 14
Coding region: 274-1251 (325 amino acids)
Biological process (GO): citrate transport; mitochondrial transmembrane transport; monoatomic ion transport
Cellular component (GO): mitochondrial inner membrane
Molecular function (GO): citrate transmembrane transporter activity; monoatomic ion transmembrane transporter activity
Source: RefSeq, a predicted model, not a curated record
UCAUCAUUUAUAAAGCUAGUCCCAUUUGCAACAUAUCUGAAUAAGAACCGUUAUGUAUCUUCUAAUCUAAUAAAGCAUUUGGGAUUUGCAGUCAUCUAAUGUAACUUUCGUUAUGUAACUUGAGAUGACUGAAACUACAUUUCCCACUUAGUAUCGCGAUUGAUUGCUUCACUAUUUACUAGUUUGCCUUGGAGUAGCCGGGAGUAGCUGCAUUACUUAGGAAAUCCUGUUUCGUGAUUGACUUCCUUAAUAAAUAAAUACUUAUACGCUGUCAUGGCGGACUAUGGAGUAUGCCCUACGUUCCAGCUUGGAAGACCUAGAUAUGAUCAGAGUUCCUUUCUUGGCCGGCUAAGACACUUUGUAGAUAUUAUUGACCCCACCACACUUUUUGUAUCGGAGAGACGAUUGACAGAAUGUGUGAAACUCCUUGAUGAUUAUAAACAUGGCACUUUAUCCCCUGAUGUUUCAGAUCUACAGCUAUGGGAAGCCCAAAAAAUCAAGCAAGCCAUUAUUCAUCCUGACACAGGGGAGAAAAUCUUCAUGCCUUUUCGAAUGUCAGGUUAUGUCCCAUUUGGAACACCAAUUGUUGUGGGGCUUCUUCUUCCAAAUCAGAGUGUAAUAUCCACCAUUUUCUGGCAGUGGCUGAAUCAGAGUCACAAUGCCUGUGUUAACUACUCAAACCGCAAUGCCACUAAGCCUACACCGACAUCUAGGUUUCUUCAAGGAUAUGUUGGAGCUGUGACCAGUGCUGUCUCCCUUGCAGUGGGACUGCAUUUACUGAUUCAGAAAGCCAACCACAUGAGCCCAGCUACCCGAAUGAUCAUACAGAGACUGAUCCCUUUUCCAGCUGUGGCCAGUGCCAACAUUUGUAAUGUGGGUCUUAUGAGGCGCAACGAGCUGUCUGAGGGCAUUGACGUACUGGAUGAGAAUGGGAAUGUGGUUGGGUCCUCGAAGAUUGCUGCCAAGCAUGCAAUUAUGGAGACAGCCUUUACAAGAGUGGUCCUCCCGAUGCCAAUCUUUGUCCUUCCUCCCAUCAUCAUGUCCUACCUUGAGAAAGUUCCAUUACUGCAGACGAAUCGGAGGCUGUUGCUGCCCAUCCACAGCCUGGUGUGUCUGGCUACCUUCGGCCUCUCCCUGCCUCUGGCUAUCAGCCUGUUCCCACAGAUGUCUCAGAUUGAGGUGUCUCAGCUUGAGCCUGAGAUUGCCAUGGCAACUGAUAGCAAGGUGGUGAUCUACAAUAAAGGACUGUAAUGACUGCACCUUCCCCAAAAAGAGAACUGAGGACAUGACAAAGAACUGCAAUGCAAAUUAACUAGAAUUUUGAUUGGCUCUGGUCACUGACAUUUCCGGUCUCUUUCUGGUCUGAGACACUGAUCCUGAGUCAGUUCUCUUUUCUCAGAUGGAUUAAAUGAGGGAAGCUAAUUCCAGAUUGGCUGUACCUAGGGGAAAGCUUCACACCAACAACAGGUUGCUCUGCUCUAAUUAUAUGAAGUAGAAUGGAUUAUCAUAUCUUAACCAAUGUUUACAAUCUGUUGAAUAGAAUGUGAAAAUUAUGUAAAUCAAUAAGAAUGGAGUUAAAAUUAAAGAAUCAGUAAAGUAGUGAGAAUUAUAAAAAUUGACACUCACCUAAAGGAUUAUUAGGAACACCUGUUCAAUUUCUCAUUAAUGCAAUUAUCUAAUCAAUCACA